Lontra canadensis (Northern American river otter) is the source of this 15669-nucleotide messenger RNA. It is a transcript of the gene USH2A, whose product is annotated as usherin. NCBI's taxonomy places the organism in Eukaryota, Metazoa, Chordata, Mammalia, Carnivora, Mustelidae. The record is from RefSeq and is a predicted model, not a curated record. Gene Ontology annotation, molecular function: protein binding. Bases 1 to 15606 code for a protein of 5201 amino acids. The transcript is spliced from 71 exons.
AUGAAUGGCUGGGCUCUUUCCCUGGGCUUUUGCUUCUUGACCCAUGUCACCGAAACCUUGAUCUUUAUGUAUUUCGCCACCGUCUCCUUGGCUGACUCGCGGGGUCUUUUCCCAAGGCUGGAGAAUGUGGGAGCUUUCAAGAACGUGUCACUUGUGCCAACCCAAGCGACGUGUGGACUCCCAGACCGAAGCACUUUCUGUCACAGCUCUGCUGCUGCGGCUCUCGGGUUCUGUACCCAGCGGCUUUGCAUUCAGGAUUGCCCCUAUAGAUCUUCAACUCCCAUCUACACGGCCCUCUUUUCCAAAGGCCUCAGGAGCUGCAUCACAGCAGACGAGCGUGAUCUGUGUCCCAACUGCCAGAGCGAUUCCACAAGUUUUAUUUUUGGAAGUCACAAGAAUUGCUUUUCUUCUCCUCCUUCUCCGAGGCUGGCGGCGUCAUUUACUUUAGCCGUGUGGCUGAAACCUGAGCGAGAGGGUGUAAUGUGUGUUAUAGAAAAGACAGCGGAUGGGCAGAUUGUGUUCAAACUUACAAUAUCCGAGAAAGAGACCAUGUUUUAUUAUCGCACAGUAAAUGGUUUGCAGCCUCCAAUAAAAGUAAUGACACUGGGGAGAAUUCUUGUGAAGAAAUGGAUUCAUCUUAGUGUGCAGGUGCAUCAGACAAAGAUCAGUUUCUUCAUCAAUGGUUUGGAGGAGGGUAAUACAGCAUUUGAUGCAAGAACUCUAAGUGGUUCAAUUAUAGAUUUUGCCUCUGGUACUACGCAAAUAGGACAGAGUUUAAAUGGAUUAGAGCAGUUUGUUGGAAGAAUGCAAGAUUUUCGAUUUUACCAAGUGGCGCUUACAAACAGGGAGAUUCUGGAAGUUUUUUCUGGAGAUCUGUUCAGAUUGCAUAUCCAGUCCCAUUGCCGCUGCCCUGGCAGCCACCCUAGGGUCCAUCCUUUGGGACAGCGGUACUGCAUUCCCAAUGACGCAGAAGACACAACCACUGAUAGGGUGUUACGGCUCAAUCCUGAAGCCCAUCCUCUUUCUUUUGUCAAUGAUAAUGAUAUUGUUACUUCGUGGGUUUCACAAGUUUUUACCAAUAUUACCCAGCUUCAUCAAGGAGUGACUAUUUCGAUAGAUUUGGAAAAUGGACAGUAUCAGGUGUUUUAUAUUAUCAUUCAAUUCCUUAGUCCACAACCAACAGCAAUAAGGAUUCAAAGGAAGAAGGAGGACAACCUAGAUUGGGAGGACUGGCAAUUUUUUGCUAGAAAUUGCAGAGAUUUUGGCAUGGAAAAUAAUGGAAAAUUGGAAAAUCCUGAUUCUGUCAACUGUCAUCAGCUUUCCACUUUUACUCCAUAUUCCCAUGGUAACAUCACAUUUAGCAUUCUAUCACCUGGACCAAAUCAUCGACCUGGCUACAAUGACUUUUAUAAUACCCCAUCUCUUCAAGAGUUUGUAAAAGCCACACAAAUAAGACUUCAUUUUCAUGGACAGUACUAUACAACUGAGACUCCUAUCAGCCUCAGACACAGAUACUAUGCAGUCAAUGAAAUCACCAUCACUGGGAGAUGUCAGUGCUAUGGUCAUGCUGAUAAGUGUGACACAACAAGCCGGCCCUAUCAAUGUCUCUGCUCUCUAGAAAGCUUCACCCAAGGACUUCACUGUGAUCACUGCUUGCCUCUUUAUAAUGAUAAGCCUUUCCACCAAGGUGAUCAAGUUCAAGCUUUCAAUUGUAAACCUUGUCAAUGCAACAACCAUUCCAGAAGCUGCCACUACAAUAUCUCAGUGGACCCAUUUCCAUAUGAGCACCACAGAGGAGGGGGAGGGGUCUGUGAUGAUUGUGAGCAUAAUACAACAGGAAGGAACUGUGAGUUAUGUAAGGAUUACUUUUUCCGACAAGUUGGAGCAGAUCCUUCCGCCGCGGAUGUUUGCAAACCCUGUGAUUGUGCUAAAAUGGGCACCAGGAAGAGUGGCUUCCUUUGUGAUAAGAUUGGAGGCCAGUGUAAUUGUAAGAGACAUGUGUCUGGCAGACAGUGCAAUCAGUGCCAAAGUGGAUUCUACAAUCUACGAGAGUCGGAUCCUGAUGGCUGCAGCUCCUGUAACUGCAGUACCUCUGGGACAGUGGAUGGAGAUAUUACCUGUCACCAAAAUUCAGGCCAGUGCAAGUGCAAAGCAAAUGUUAUUGGGCUUAGAUGCGAUCACUGCAAUUUUGGAUUUAAAUUCCUCCGAAGUUUUAACAAUGAUGGAUGUGAGCCCUGCCAGUGCAAUGUCCACGGCUCAGUGAGCAAAUUCUGCGAUCCUCUUUCCGGGCAGUGCGAGUGCAAGAAAGAAGCCAAAGGACCUCAGUGUGACACCUGCAGAGAACACUUUUACGGACUGGACAUUGCCAGUUGUAAGGCCUGUGACUGUGACGAGGCUGGAUCCCUUUCUGGGACCGUCUGUGAUGCCAGGACAGGGCAGUGCGUCUGCAAGCCCAGGGUAGGAGGGAGACAGUGCAACCAGUGUUUGGAGGGAUACUUCUACCUCAGGCAAAAUAAUUCUUUCCUCUGUCUGCCUUGCAACUGUGAUAAGACUGGGACAGUAAAUGGCUCUCUGCUGUGUGACAAAUCAACAGGACAAUGUCCUUGCAAAUUAGGAGUAACAGGUCUUCACUGUAAUCAGUGUGCGCCUCACAGGUACAAUCUGACCAGUGGCAAUUUUCAAGGCUGCCAGAUGUGUGAGUGUGACUCCUUGGGGACAUUACCUGGGACUGCUUGUGACCCAAUCAGUGGCCAGUGCCUGUGUUUGCCUAAUCGGCAGGGAAGAAGGUGUAAUCAUUGUCAACCAGGUUUUUAUCUUUCUCCAGGCAAUGCCCCUGGUUGCCUGCCAUGUUCAUGCCAUAUAACAGGUGCUGUUCAUCACAUCUGUAAUAGCCUAACUGGUCAGUGCCUUUGCCAAGACACUUCCAUUGCUGGACAAAGUUGUGACCAUUGUAGAGACCUUUACUUUGGAUUUGAUCCUCAGACUGGAAGAUGUCAGCCUUGCAAUUGUCAUCUCUCAGGAGCCUUGAAUGAAACCUGUCACUUGGUCACGGGCCAGUGUUUCUGUAAACGAUUUGUCACUGGAUCCAAGUGUGAUACUUGUGUUCCCAGGGCAAGCCAUUUGGAUGUGAACAAUCCGCUGGGCUGCAGCAAAACUCCAUCCCAACAACCUCCACCCAGAGGACAAGUUCAAAGUUCUUCUGCUAUCAAUCUCUCCUGGAGUCCACCUGAUUCUCCAAAUGCCCAUUGGCUUACUUACAGUUUACUCAGGGACAGUUCUGAAGUCUACACAACUGAAGAUCAGUAUCCAUACAAUAUUCAGUACUUCUUAGACACUGACCUGUCACCAUAUACUUCAUAUUCCUAUUACAUCGAGACGGCCAGUGUGCAUGGUUCAACAAGGAGCGCACCUGUCACAUACAAGACGAAACCAGGGGUCCCAGAAGGAAACUUGAACUUAAGUUAUAUCCUUCCUGUUGGCUCAGACUCUGUGACACUUGCCUGGACUACACCUUCAAAUCAUUCUGGUCCUAUAGAGAAAUAUAUUUUGUCCUGUGCUCCUUUAAGUGGCAAUGAGCCAUGUGUUCCCUAUGAAGGUCAUGAAACCUCCACUACCAUCUGGAAUCUGGUUCCAUUCACCAAGUACCAUUUUUCUGUACAGGCGUGUACUAGUGGGGGCUGUUUACACAGCUCACCCCUUAUGGUGAUCACAGCCCAGGCACCUCCCCAAAGGCUGGGCGCACCCGAGGUGCAGAAGAUCGGUUCCACAGAGCUUCAUGUAGAAUGGUCUCCCCCAGUGGAACCAAAUGGGAUAAUUAUAAGAUAUGAACUCUACAUGAAAAAAAUGAAGUCCGAUGGAGAAACGUCAGCAGAAAGUCGAGUUUUUCAGAGCAGUGGCUGGUUCAGCCCUCACCCAUUUGCAGAAUCAGCCAAUGAAAAUGCACUAAACCCUCCUCAAACAGCCACAACCAUCACUGCCUUGGAGCCAUACACCAAGUAUGAGUUUCGAGUCUUGGCUGUGAACAUGGCUGGAAGUGUGUCUUCUGCCUGGACUUCAGAAAGAACGGGAGAAUCAGUGCCGGCAUUCAUGACCCCUCCUUCUGUCUUCCCACUCUCACCUCACUCCCUCAAUGUGUCCUGGGAGAAGCCAGCAGAGAAUGCAACAAGAGGAGAAGUGGUGGGGUAUAAGGUCAAUAUGGUUUCCGAACAGUCACCUCAGCAAUCUCUUCCGGCAGCAUUGUCACAGGUGUUGUACACUGCUAAAUCCCAAGAACUGUCUUACGUUGUAAAAGAACUAAAACCUUAUAGGAUAUACAACUUUACUAUUUCUCUCUGCAAUUCAGUUGGUUGUGUAACCAGCGCGUCAGGAACAGGACAGACAUUAGCAGCAGCACCAACCCAACUGAGGCCUCCUGUGGUGGAAGGAAUCAACAGCACAACCAUCCGUGUCAGAUGGCUCCCACCCAAAGAACUCAAUGGCCCCUCUCCUGUGUAUCAGCUGGAAAGGAGAGAGUCAUCUCUUCCAGCUCCCAUGGCCACGAUGAUGAAAGGAGUUCGUUUCAUAGGGAAUGGAUAUUAUAAAUUUCCCAGUUCCACACAUCCGGUCAAUACGGACUUUACUGGCAUUAAGGCCAGCUUUCGAACAAGGGUGCCUGAAGGUUUGAUUGUCUUUGCCGCAUCGCCUGGCAAUCAGGAAGAGUAUUUUGCACUUCAGUUGAAGAAUGGACGUCCUUGUUUUCUUUUUGAUCCUCAGGGGUCUUCAGUGGAAGUUACUACAACUAAUGAUGGUGGAAAACAAUACCAUGAUGACAAAUGGCAUGAGAUAAUAGCUAUUAGGCAUCAGGCUUUUGGCCAAAUCACACUCGAUGGGCAGUAUACAGGUUCUUUGACUGCCCUGAAUGGGAGCACGAUUAUUGGAGGGAACACGGGAGUAUUUGUGGGAGGGCUUCCACGGGGUUAUACCAUCCUCAGAAAGGAUCCUGACAUAAUCCAAAAGGGUUUUGUGGGCUGUGUCAAGGAUAUGUAUUUUAUGAAGAAGUAUAACCCCUUUGCUGUUUGGGAGCCUCUGGUUUGGCAAAAUGCUGAAGAACAGGUCAACGUGUAUGAUACCUGGGAGGGAUGCCCCACUGCAUUACAGGACGGAGCCCAGUUCCUAGGAACAGGAUUCCUGGAACUUUAUCCGUAUGUGUUUCAUGGUGGAAUGGAUUUUGAGAUUUCCUUUAAGUUCAGAACUGACCAAUUGAAUGGAUUGCUUCUUUUCAUGUACAACAAAGAUGGGCCUGAUUUUCUUGCUAUGGAAUUGAAGAGUGGAAUAUUGAGCUUCCGGUUAAAUACCAGUCUUUCCUUCACACAAGUGGAUCUAUGGCUCGGACUGUCCUAUUGUGAUGGAAAGUGGAAUAAAGUGAUUAUUAAAAAGAAAGGUUCCAUCAUAUCAGCAAGCAUGAAUGAACUGAGGGAACGUGGGUCACAGUCCAGAGCCCAGCCACUGAUGGUCAAUUCCCCCAUCUAUGUGGGAGGAACCCCACAGGAGCUGCAGGACUCCUAUAAACGCCUGAAUUUGGAACAAGGUUUCGGUGGUUGCAUGAAGGAUGUUAAAUUUGCACGGGGUGCUGUCGUUAACUUGGCAUCUGUGUCCAGCAGCGCUGUCAGAGUCAAUCUGGAUGGGUGCCUGUCAAGUGACAGUACCAUUAACUGCAGGGGAAAUGACUCCAUCCUGGUUUACCGGGGGAAAGAGCGCAGUGUUGACGAGAGUGGUCUGCAGCCUUUCACAGAGUACCUGUACCGAGUGGUAGCCUCACACGAAGGAGGCUCUGUCUACAGUGACUGGAGUCGGGGCCGUUCAACAGGAGCAGCUCCACAAAGUGUGCCGACUCCCUCAAGAGUCCGCAGCAUAAAUGGGUAUAGCGUUGAGGUGAGCUGGGACGAACCUGUUGUGGUGAGAGGUGUAAUUGACAAGUACGUUCUGCGGGCCUACAGGGAGGAUGACCCCCGAUCGCCACGCGUGCCCUCUGCCACUUCCGAGCUUGUCAGUACCAGCACCCUCACAGGCAUAGUGACAGGCUUGCUACCCUUCAAAAACUAUGCAGUAACCCUAACUGCUUGCACUUUGGCUGGCUGUACCGAGAGCUCAGAGGCAUUGAACAUCUCUACUCCACAAGAAGCCCCACAGGAAGUUCAGCCACCAGUAGCCAAAUCUCUUCCCAAUUCUUUGUUACUAUCCUGGGAUCCACCCAAAAACGCAAAUGGUAUUAUAACUCAGUACUCUUUAUAUAUGAAUGGGAUGCUAGUCUAUUCGGGCAGUGAAAAGAACUACACGGCCACAGAUUUACCAGUAUUUACACCCCACCGGUUUGUCCUCAGUGCCUGCACAUGUGUGGGAUGUACAAACAGUUCCCUGGUCGUACUGUACACGGCACAGCGGCCACCAGAGCACGUGGAUUCCCCACUCCUGACCGUCCUGGAUUCCAGAACCAUACAUGUGCAGUGGAAACAACCAAGAAACGUACAUGGGAUUCUGGAGCGCUAUAUAUUAUAUAUUUUGAAUCAGACGCAUGAUUUUGCAGCUUGGGAUGUCAUCUAUAACAGCACUGAACUUUUUCAGGAUCACCUGCUAGAACACUUGACCCCUGGUAAUAAAUAUCUCAUCAAGCUGGGAGCUUGCACAGGGGGUGGGUGCACCGUGAGCGAGGCCAGUGAGGCCCUAACUGAGGAACAGAUACCCGAAGGAGUGCCGGCCCCCAAAGCUCACUCCUACUCACCCCACUCCUUUCACAUCUCCUGGACAGAGCCUGAAUAUCCAAAUGGUGUUAUCACAAGCUACGGACUAUAUCUGGAUGGUAUAUUAAUUCACAAUUCCUCAGAACUCAGCUGUCAUGCUUAUGGAUUUGCUCCUUGGAGCUUACAUUCCUUCAGAGUGCAAGCAUGCACGGCCAAAGGUUGUGCUCUGGGCCCACUGGUGGAAAAUCGAACUCUAGAAGCUCCUCCUGAAGGAACAGUAACCGUGUCUGUCAAAACACGGGGAUCCCGAGAAGCCCACGUGAGGUGGGACGCACCUUUUCACCCUAAUGGACACUUAACAUACUCAGUCCUUUUCACUGGGACGUUCUAUGCCGACCAAGCAGUUAAUAACUACACUCUUCUGAAUGGCACACAAGUCAUGCACCGCAGUGAAGAGACCAACGUUUGGGUACUCAUUGAGGGGCUGGUUCCUUUUACUAACUAUACUGUGCAAGUGAAUGCUUCAAAUAGCCAAGGCAGCUUGAUGAGUGACCCCUUAACCCUGGCAAUGCCACCCGGGGCUCCAGAUGGCGUGCUGCCUCCGAGGCUUUCAUCUGCCACUCCAACCAGUCUUCAGGUUGUCUGGUCUACACCAGCUCGCAACAACGCUCCUGGCUCUCCCAGAUACCAACUCCAGAUGAGGCCUGGCCAUUCCACCCAUGGAUUUCUGGAGUUAUUUUCCAAUCCUUCUGCAUCGUUAAGUUAUGAAGUGAGAGAUCUCCAACCGUACACAGAAUAUGAGUUUCGGUUGGUGGCCUCCAAUGGAUUUGGCAGUGCCCAUAGUUCCUGGAUUCUCUUCGGGACUUCAGAGGACAAACCUGGACCUAUGGACCCUCCAAUUCUUCUGGAUGUGAAGUCAAGAAUGAUGUUGGUCACCUGGCAGCAUCCUUUAAAGUGCAAUGGGGUCAUUACCCAUUAUAACAUUUACCAACAUGGCCACCUCUCCCUGAAAACUUCUGGAAAUAUCACUAAUUGCACAGUGAUCGAUUUGCGCCCAUAUACUGCCUAUAAGUUCCAGGUAGAAGCCUGUACUAUGAAAGGAUGUUCCCUCUCUCCAGAGUCCCAGACUGUAAGGACACUCCCAGAUGCACCGGAAGAUAUCCCAAGUCCAGAGCUGUUCUCUGAUACCCCAACAUCUGUGAUUAUAUCUUGGCAUCUUCCCAAGCACCCCAAUGGCUUGGUGGAGAACUUCACAAUUGACAGAAGAGUCCAAGGGGAGGAAGAAGUUACUACCCUGGUGACUCUCCCAAGAAGUCAUUCCAUGAGGUAUAUUGACAAGACUUCUGCUCUUAGCCCAUGGACAAAAUAUGAAUACAGGGUAGUAAUGAGCACUGUUAAUGGAGGUACAAAUAGCAGUGCUUGGGUAGAAGUGACCACGAGACCCUCACGACCUGCUGGGGUACAGCCACCCGUGGUGCGUGUGCUAGGACCUGAUUCAGCCGAGGUCACUUGGAAACCCCCACUCAUGCAGAAUGGAGACCUGCUUCGCUAUGAGAUCCACAUGCCGGAUCCUCGUAUCACAAUAACCAAUGUGACUCCCUCAGUGUUAAGUCAAAUAAUUACUCAUCUGAUUCCUUUCACUAAUUACUCUGUCACCAUUGUGGCUUGCUCAGGAGGUAACGGGUACCUAGGAGGGUGCACAGAGAGUUUACCUACCCAUGUUACCACCCACCCAACACUACCUCAGGGCAUUAACCCACUGUUGGUGGUUCCACUAAGUGAAUCAUAUGUUGGAAUUUCGUGGCAGCCACCAUCCAGACCAAAUGGACCCAAUUUGAGAUAUGAGCUUCUGAGACGUAAAAUCCAGCAACCACUUGCAUCAAAUCCCCCAGAAGAUUUAAAUCUGUGGCACAAUAUUUAUUCAGGAAUUCAGUGGUUUUAUGAAGAUAAGGGUCUUAGCAGGUUUACGACGUACGAGUAUAAGGUGUUUGUACACAACAGCAUGGGUUUUACACCGAGCCAAGGAGCUACCGUGACAACAUUAGCUGGUCUUCCAAAGAGGGGCACCAACCUCACUGCAACUGUUCUUAACCACACUGCCAUAGAUGUGACAUGGGCUAAACCAACCUUUCAAGACCUACAAGGUGAUGUUGAAUAUUACACACUUUUUUGGAGUUCUGCUACCUCAGAUGAAUCUCUCAAAAUCCUCCCAGACGUAAACUCUCAUGUCAUCAGCCACUUAAAUCCAAACACAGAGUAUCGAAUUUUUAUCUCUGUCUUCAAUGGAGUCCACAGCAUCACCGGAGAAGUACUGCGUGCAACCACUUUCGAUGGGGAGCCUCAGGGCAUGCUUCCUCCAGAGGUUGUCAUCAUCAACAGUACAGCUGUACGUGUCAUCUGGACAUCUCCUUCAAACCCAAAUGGUGUUGUCACUGAAUAUUCCGUCUAUGUAAAUAAUAAGCUCUACAAGACUGGAAUGAAUGUGCCUGGGUCUUUCAUUCUGAGAGACCUGUCUCCCUUCACUGUCUAUGACAUUCAGGUUGAAGUCUGUACCAAAUACGCCUGUAUGAAGAGUAAUAGAACCCAAAUCACCACUGUGGAAGAUACCCCAAGUGAUAUACCAAUGCCCACAAUUCAUGGCAUCACUUCAAGAUCCCUUCAAGUUGAUUGGAUGUCUCCAGGGAAGCCAAAUGGUAUCAUUCUCGGAUAUGAUGUCUUACGUAAAACAUGGCUUUCAUGCCCUAAAACCCAGAAUUUAAGAAAGGACCACAGGGGCAAGCUCUGCAAGGCAGUGAAGUGUCAAAAACCUAAAACCAUCUGUGGACAUAGGUGCUAUUCUCCUGAAUCUAAGGUUUGCUGUAAUGGAGUUCUCUACGACCCCCAGCCUGGGCACCAGUGCUGUGAAGAGAAAUAUAUCCCAUUCGUUUUGAAUUCAACUGCAGUUUGUUGUGGCGGCCGAAUACAAGAGGCUCAAACAGAUCACCACUGCUGCUCUGGGUAUUACACUAGAAUUCUACCAGGUGAAGUAUGUUGUCCAGAUGAACAGCACAAUCGGGUUUCCACUGGCAUCGGUGACUCCUGCUGCGGCAGAAUGCCUUACUCCUCCUCAGGAAACCAGAUUUGCUGUGCUGGGAGGCUUCAUGAUGGCUAUGGCCAGCAGUGCUGUGGUGGACAGAUUGUGAGCAAAGAUUUAGAAUGCUGUGGUGGAGAAGAAGAGGGCAUGGCAUACAGCCGCCUUCCAGGGAUGUUCUGUUGUGGGCAGGAUUAUGUGAAUAUGUCAGAUACCAUAUGCUGCUCAGCUUCCAGUGGAGAGUCUAAAGCACAUGUUAAAAAGAAUGACCCAGUGCCAGUAAAAUGCUGUGAGACUGAACUUAUUCCAAAGAGCCAGAAAUGCUGUAAUGGGGUUGGAUAUAAUCCUUUGAAAUAUGUUUGCUCUGACAAGAUUUCAACUGGAAUGAUGAUGAAGGAAAAUGGAGAGUGUGGGACUCUCUGCCCAGCGUCUCUGGAAGCCACGGCGUACUGCGGCACGUGUGACUUCAACUUCACCAGCCAUGUUUGUGCUGUGAUCAGAGGGCCUCAUGAUUCCCCCGGCAAGGAACCAACAGACGAAAUAUGCUCGUCUGCUGAAGAGACCGUUCACACGGGAAGUGCAAACACGUUCUCCUUCACAGAUGUGAACCUGGAGCCUUAUAUGACGUAUGAGUAUAGGAUUUCUGCAUGGAACAGCUAUGGGCGAGGAUUCAGCAAAGCCAUUAGAGCCAGGACAAAAGAAGAUGUGCCUGAAGGACUUCGUGACCCUAGGUGGACCAAAAUGGAUAAUCUUGAAGAUGUGAUACUCUUAAGUUGGAAGAAACCUAUACAGUCAAAUGGUCCAAUUAUCUACUACAUUCUUCUCCGAAAUGGGAUUGAACGUUUUCAGGGAACGUCACUGAGCUUUUCUGAUACGAAGGGAAUUCAGCCAUUUCAGGAAUACUCGUACCAGCUGAAAGCCUGCACGGUUGUUGGCUGUGCCAUCAGCAACAAGGUAGUUGCCGCCACUACCCACGGAGUCCCGGAGAGCGUCCUGCCGCCCAGAGUCACAGCACCCAGUGCAGAGGCUCUGCAUUUGAGCUGGAGCGUCCCUGAGAAACCAAAUGGCAUCAUUAAAGAGUACCAGCUCAGGCAGGUUGGGAAAGGUCUCAUCUACACUGGCACCACUGACAGGAGGCAGCAUACGGUCACAGGUCUCCAGCCAUACACCAACUACAGCUUCACACUUACAGCUUGUACAUCUGCUGGAUGCACUUCAAGUGAGCCUUUUCUAGGUCAGACGCUGCAGGCAGCCCCUGAAGGGGUUUGGGUGACACCUCGACACAUUAUCAUCAAUUCCACAACAGUGGAGUUAUUUUGGAGUCCGCCAGAAAAGCCCAAUGGCCUCAUCUCUCAGUAUCAAUUGAGUCGUAACGGAACCUUGGUAUUCCUGGGUGGCACUGAGGAGCAGAAUUUUACUGAUAAAAACCUGGAGCCCAACAGCAGAUACAUUUAUAAAUUGGAAGCCACAACUGGAGGUGGCAGCAAUCCUAGUGAUGAUUACAUUGUACAAACACCUGUACUGACACCAGAAGAAAUCCAGCCUCCAUAUAAUAUCACAGUAAUCGGGCCUUAUUCCAUAUUUGUAGCUUGGACUACACCAGGGAUCCUCAUCCCCAAAAUGCCUGUGGAGUACAAUGUCUUACUCAAUGCUGGAAGUGUAGCACCUCUAACCUCCUCUGUUGGUCAUCAUCAGUGCAUCCUUCUGGAAAAUUUGGCUCCAUUCACACAAUAUGAGAUAAGGAUACAAGCAUGUCAAAAUGGAAGUUGUGGAGUUAGCAGUAGGACAUUUGUUAAAACAUCUGAAGCAGCCCCAAUGGAUCUACCUUCCCCUGUUCUUAAGGCACUGGGAUCGGCUUGCAUCGAGGUUAAAUGGAUGCCACCUAAAAAGCCAAAUGGAAUCAUCCUCAACUACUUUCUUCACAGACGUCCUGCUGGCAUUGAAGACGAGUCCCUUUUGUUUGUCUGGGCAGAAGGAGCCCUUGAAUUCACUGAUGCUUCGGAUACUCUGAUGCCUUUCACGCUCUACGAAUACCAAGUCAGAGCCCACAACUCUAGGGGGUCAGUGGAGAGUCUGUGGUCAUCAGCACGGACCCUGGAAGCCCCACCUCAGUAUCUGCUAGCACCUUGGGCACAAGCCACCAGUGCUCAUUCGGUUCUGCUGAACUGGACGAAGCCAGACUCUCCCAACGGCAUUAUCUCCCAGUACCAUGUGGUCUACCAAGAAAGACCCAAUGAUCCAACAUUUAACGUCUCUACUGUGCAUGCUUUCACCAUGACGGGAACGAGCCAUCAAGCCCACCUAUUUGGGUUAGAACCAUUCACAACAUAUCACAUUGGAAUUGUGGCCACAAACCAGGCAGGAGACGUUUCAAGCCCCUGGACCGUGGUUCAAACCCUAGAAUCUUCCCCAAGUGGACUGAGCAACUUUACAGUAGAACAGCAAGAGAACGGCCGGGCGUUGUUGCUACAGUGGUCAGAGCCUGUGAGAACCAAUGGUGUGAUUAAGACUUACAGCAUCUUCAGCGAGGGUAUCCUGGAGUACUCUGGCUUGAAUCGUCAGUUUCUCUUCCGACGCCUGGUCCCUUUCAGCCUCUACACGCUGACCCUGGAGGCCUGCACCAAGGCGGGCUGUGCACACUCGGUGCCCCAGCCCCUGUGGACAGAGGAAGCCCCUCCCCACUCUCAGUUAGCUCCUACGAUCCGGUCUGUGGGGUCCACCAGCAUUGAGCUGAGCUGGUCUGAGCCUCUCCACCCACACGGAAAGAUAAUUCGCUAUGAAGUCAUUCGCAGGUGCUUCGAGGGAAAAGUUUGGGGAAAUCAGACAAUCCAGGCCGAUGAGAAAAUUGUUUUCACAGAAUAUGAUACUGAAAGGAACACAUUUAUGUAUAAUGACACUGGUUUGCAGCCAUGGACGCAGUGUGAAUAUAAAAUCCACACUUGGAAUUCAGCAGGCCACACCUGUAGCUCUUGGCACGUAGUAAGGACAAUGCAGGCGCCUCCAGAAGGUCUCUCUCCACCUGAGGUAGCCUAUGUAUCUAUGAAUCCCCCAAAACUACUGAUUUCCUGGAUCCCCCCCGAACAGUCCAAUGGUAUUAUCCAGUCAUACAAACUUCAGAGGAAUGGAGUGCUCUAUCCUUUCAGCUUUGAUGCUGUGACUUUCAAUUAUACGGACAAAGAGCUGCUUCCGUUUUCUACCUACAUUUAUGCCCUCAUAGCCUGCUCGGCGGGGGGCUGCUCCACCAGCAAACCCACCAGCGUCACAACGCCCGAGGCUGCCCCAGCAGGAGUCAGCCCUCCAGCUCUCUGGACUCUCAGCGCUACUCAGAUAAAUGUAUCGUGGUCACCACCGUCGGUUCAAAAUGGAAAGAUCACUAAAUAUUUGCUUAAAUUGGAUGGUAAGGAGUACUUUGCUGGGCAGAACCUGUCCCUGCUGGUUUCUGACCUCCAACCUUAUACUCAGUAUAACUUCUCCCUGGAAGCCUGCACUAACGGAGGUUGCACAGAGAGUGCGCCAAGAUCAGCCUGGACCCUGGAGGCCCCACCGCAGGACAUGGAGCCUCCAAAAUUGCAAGUCACAGGCUCAGAAUCCAUAGAAAUCACCUGGAAACCUCCCAGAAACCCAAACGGCCAGAUCAGAAGUUAUGAACUUAGACGGGAUGGCACCAUUGUCUAUACUGGCCUGGAAACCCACUACCACGAUUUCAUUCUCACCCCAGGCGUGGAGUAUGGCUACACAGUGACUGCCAACAACAGCCAAGGGGGUGUUUUGAGUCCACUUGUCAAAGACAGAACCAGCCCCUCAGCACCUUCAGGGGUAGAACCUCCAAAAUUGAAGGCCAAGGGCCCACAAGAGAUUUUAGUGAACUGGGAUGCUCCGGUGAGGACAAAUGGCGAUAUCAUCAAUUACACCCUCUUUAUCCGAGAGCUGUUUGCUAAAGAAACAAAAAUCAUACACAUCAAUACAAGUCAUACUUCUUUUGACACACAGUCACUCCUAGUAGACCAGCUGAAGCCAUUUCACAGGUAUGAAGUUCGAAUUCAAGCCUGCACCAUGCUGGGGUGUGCUUCAAGUGACUGGGCAUCCCUACAGACCCCUGAGGUUGCGCCUCUGAUGCAGCUCCCACCACAUCUAGACGUACGGAUGGCUCCAGGGGGGUUCCAGCCUACAGUCGCCCUUUCGUGGACGGGACCACUUCAGCCAAAUGGAAAAGUUUUAUAUUAUGAGCUGUACAGAAGACAAAGAACAACGCAACCUGGGAAAUCAAACCCAGUGCUCGCUUACAACGGAAGCGCAAGCUCUUUUACGGAUUCCGAACUAUCGCCUUUCACAGAAUAUGAGUAUCAGGUCUGGGCAGUGAAUUCAGCAGGAAAAGCCCCCAGUCCCUGGACAUGGUGUAAGACUGGGCCUGCCCCCCCAGAAGGUCUCAGGGCCCCCACGUUUCAUGAAGUCUCUUCCACCCAAGCGGUGGUCAACAUCAGCGCCCCUGGGAAGCCCAACGGAAUCAUCAGUCUCUACAGACUGUUCUCCAACACUAGUGGAUCAGAGACAGUGCUGUCGGAAGGCGCGGCGGCCCAGCAGACCCUUCGCGGCCUACAGCCCUUCAGCACGUACUGGGUGGGCGUGGAGGCCUGCACCUGCCUCGACUGCUGCAGCAAAGGGCCAACCGCCGAGUUGAAAACUCAGCCUGCUCCGCCCGCGGGACUGUCCGCUCCGCAGAUCCAGGCGCUGUCCUCGAGGACAGCUUCGUUCCAGUGGAGCCCGCCCCUGAGCCCCAACGGCGUCAUCCAAGGCUACGAGCUUCAGCUCUACCAGCCUUGCCCUCCGGAUUUAGCCCUGCCGUGUACCCCCGGCCAAGCAGAGACCAAGUACACGGGGCUGGAGCCCACGGCCCGCCUGGAGGGCCUCCAGCCCUACACCACCUACAGCCUGCGGGUGGUGGCCCACAACGAGGUGGGCAGUGUGGCUUCAGACUGGAUCCGCUUCAUCACCCAAAGGGAAUUGCCCCAGUACCGAGCCCCGUUUUCGGUGCAGAGCAAUUUGUCUCUGGUGCGUGUGGACUGGAGCGGCUCUUUCUCGCUGAACGGCCCGCUGAAGGAGUUCGUGGUGACCGACAGAGGCCAGCGUGUGUAUAGCGGGCUCGACACCACCCUCUAUCUACCCAGGACGGCGGACAAAACCUUCUUUUUCCAGGUCAUCUGCACCACAGAUGAAGGAAGCAUUAAAACGCCUGUGGUCCAAUACGAUACCUCUACCGGACUUGGCCUGGUUCUGACGACUCCUGGAGAAAAGACAGGAUCGGGGAGCAAAAGCACCAAGUUCUAUAGCGAGUUAUGGUUCAUCGUGUUAAUGGCGAUGCUGGGCUUGAUCCUGCUGGCCAUCUUUCUGUCUCUGAUACUACAAAGAAAAAUCCACAAAGAACCAUAUAUCAGAGAGAGGCCUCCCUUAGUGCCUAUUCAGAAGAGAAUGUCUCCGCUGAGUGUCUAUCCACCGGGGGAAACCCACAUGGGGUUAGCUAACACCAGAAUCCCCCGGUCUGGGACACCCAUCAGCAUUAGGAGCAACCGGAGCAUAUCUGUCCUCCGGAUCCCAAGUCAGAGCCGAAGAAGCCGUACCUAUUCCCAAGGCUCCCUCCACCGCAGCGUCAGCCAGCUCACGGACAUUCAAGACAAGAAGGUCUUGAUUGAUGACUCACUGUGGGAGACCAUCAUGGGCCACGACAGUGGACUGUAUGUGGAUGAAGAGGACCUGAUGAAUGCCAUCAAAGGCUUCAGCUCUGUGACUAAGGAGCACACCACGUUCACUGACACCCACCUGUGAAGGAUGGAAACUUGCAUCACAGAAACCUGAAAUGCCUGCCCCACGCCCCAUCCCCACGGGGGU